This is a messenger RNA of Cydia fagiglandana, 8320 nucleotides long. RefSeq names its product clustered mitochondria protein homolog (gene clu). Gene Ontology annotation, biological process: intracellular distribution of mitochondria. Gene Ontology annotation, cellular component: cytoplasm. Gene Ontology annotation, molecular function: mRNA binding; protein binding. Bases 103 to 4929 code for a protein of 1608 amino acids. The transcript is spliced from 25 exons. The record is from RefSeq and is a predicted model, not a curated record. Lineage: Eukaryota; Metazoa; Arthropoda; Insecta; Lepidoptera; Tortricidae.
CAGUCGAAAUUGAACCUUAAUUGUACCGCAUGUGCUACUUCAGCUGAGUGUGGGCCGUGCUUGUCGCGGUCAAUCGGUGCCGGAUUUGUUCCUCGUGUUGUGAUGGCUCUCGGAAGUGAAGUGAAUGAUGAGAAUUCUACAAAAAAUACUUCUCAAAAAGUGAAAAACGGUUCGGCUAGCACCAAUGUGAAGGACAAGAGUGGUAGCGAGAAUGUUAUCAAAGCCGACAAGGUGGAGGUCACAAAGAUGAAAAAGAACAUAUCGGUGAAGACGGCAGGCAGCAACGGGCACGCGCGUACGCCCAACGGGCGCGCCGACGACGAGGGCGGUGGUAGCGCGCGGGUGUCCUACGCGGCUGCCGCGCGCAAGCCACCGUCCCCCGGCACCAACCCGGCACCGUUCCCUAUGCCCACAGAAACCACACAAAAAUCAAAAAGCAAUAACGAAAAGACACAAACGAAUUCCAGUAAAUCCAAUUCAAAGGUUAACGGGGAAGAACGGAUACCUAGCGACAGUGAUGUUAAAGAAGACAAGUCACACACCAAAGAGCAAAUUGUAAAUGGAACAAACAAAUCGCACGAGACCAUUGUUAAUGGCGACGCUAAAAAAGAAAAUACAGAAUGUGAUAUUAGUAGUAGUAGAGAUAAUGGUAAAGUAGUUUCUAAUGGAAUUAACAGUGAUUCAGACGAUUCGAAGUCCAGCAAGUCUGACGAGGGUCAUGAUGUCGUAUUACCGAAGGUUUGUCCGAAGAAAAACUCUGACAGUAGGGUAUCUGAUAAGAAAAAAGAGAGCAAAAAGACUAAGGCGGCAGCUGAUAAGAGUAGUGAGUCUGAAAAGAAAGUGAGUGUUAUCGUAACGGAUAAGAAAGAAGAAGAUUCAAAGGCAGCGGAUGCAACAGAAAAAGUUAACGGUGAAUGUAAUAAAGUCGUUAAUGGAGAUAAAGAUAGGGAGUCGACGCCCAGUGAAGAUGGUGAUGACAAAAAGAGAGAUGCUGAGGUUGUUUUCAUUCAAGAUAUGGGAUUCACUGUUAAAAUUGUUAGCCCCGGAGCGGAACCAUUAGAUAUUCAGGUAUUGAGCAUGGAGCUUGUGCAAGAAAUCCAUCAGGUGUUGAUGGAUCGCGAAGACACCUGUCACAGAACCUGUUUCUCUCUGCAACUCGACGGCGUCACCCUAGAUAACUUCGCGGAAUUGAAAAAUAUUGAAGGAUUAAAGGAAGGAUCAGUUAUCAAAGUGGUAGAAGAGCCGUACACGAUGCGGGAGGCUCGCAUCCACGUGCGUCACGUCCGCGACCUGCUCAAGUCGAUAGACUACACCGAUGCCUACGCCGGGCAAGAGUGUAGCUCGCUUGCCUUCCUCAAUGUUAUCACCCAGGGCGAUAUACUUGAAAAGAAGAAGUCGCGCCCAGAGAGCGUGGACUGCACGCCGCCCGACUACAUAAUGCCAGGCAGCACAGAGCGGCCAUUAUUGCCCUUGCAUCCGGGGCUGACCAAGGAGAACAAAGCUCCCCAAUGUUUAAAGGUGCUGACGACCUCUGGAUGGAACCCGCCGCCGGGCCCGCGCAAGAUGUGCGGCGACCUGCUGUACCUACACGUCGUCACUCUCGAGGACCGCCACUUCCAUAUCACGGCGUGUCCCCGCGGAUUCUACCUCAAUCAGUCCACCGAAGAAGUGUUCAACCCCCGCCCCUCCACCCCCUCCCUGCUGUGCCACUCCCUCAUCGAGCUGCUGAGCAUCGUGUCGCCCGCGUUCAAGCGCAACUUCGCUCUGGUCCAGAAGAAACGCAUGCAGAAACACCCCUUCGAGAGGGUCGCGACACCGUACCAGGUGUAUCAAUGGGCGUCGCCUAUGCUCGACCACACAGUGGACGCGAUACGCGCAGAGGACACAUUCUCGUCAAAGCUCGGCUAUGAAGAACACAUCCCGGGGCAGACGCGCGACUGGAACGAGGAGCUGCAGACCACUCGCGAGCUGCCUCGCGGCACGCUGCCCGAGCGGCUACUUCGAGAGAGGGCUAUUUUUAAGGUUCACAGCGACUUCGUAGCGGCGGCGACGCGCGGAGCCAUGGCCGUCGUGGACGGAAACGUGAUGGCCAUCAACCCCGGCGAGGAGCCCAAAAUGCAGAUGUUCAUUUGGAACAACAUCUUCUUCUCGCUGGGCUUCGAUGUGCGCGAUCACUACAAGGACUUGGGAGGCGAUGCGGCCGCCUUCGUCGCGCCGCGCAACGACCUCCAAGGAGUCCGCGUCUACAGCGCCGUGGACACGCCCGGGCUGCACACGCUCGGCACCGUGGUGGUCGACUACCGCGGGUACCGCGUCACCGCGCAGUCCAUCAUCCCCGGCAUCCUCGAGAAAGAGCAGGAGCAGAGCGUCGUCUACGGCAGCAUCGACUUCGGCACCACCGUGCUCUCGCACCCCAAGUACAUGGAGCUGCUGAGCAAAGCCGGUCAGCAGCUGAAGAUAAUGCCGCACUCCGUAACCAGCGCCAACGGCGAGACCGUCGAACUGUGCUCGAGCGUCGAGUGCAAGGGCAUCAUCGGCAACGACGGCCGCCACUACAUCCUCGACCUGCUGCGCACCUUCCCGCCCGACGUCAACUUCUUACAGCUUGAAGACGACGAGCUGAGAGAAGACAUCAAAGCUAUGGGCUUCCCUAUUAUCCACAAGCACAAGUUGUGUUGCCUUAGGCAGGAAUUAGUUGAUAGUUUCGUUGAGGCCCGUUACUUCAUGUUCAUCCGCUACGCAGCGUUCCACCUCCAGCAGCUCAGCGCCAAGCGCCAGCGCGACUGCGGCGACGCCAAGCCAAUCGAAGCCGGCAAAGAGCCAGAGGACAAAGAGCCGCCCAAGGAAACCAAAGAGCCGGAGACUAAACGCGACAAGAAGAGCCAGGAGAAAGAAGCCAAAGAUAAGAAGAAGGAUAAAAAAGAGAAGGAAAGUGCCAAAAAAGAAGAGGUUGCGGUUGAGAAAGACAGUGAAAAACCCAAGGAGGAUGAUUUAUUGUUGAAUGAGAAUUACUCGGAUAUCGAUACUGACGUCGCUAAGAAGAUUGUAGAAAGCAUCACGGAUUCUAUCUGCGGCGACAAGGAGAAGGAAGAGAGUGAUACAGGCGGACGCUCCCGUGCGGUAGUGGCAGCGGCGGCUCGCGCCGUAUCCUCCCUGAAGGAGUCCGAGUUCGACGUGCGCUUCAACCCCGACGUGUACUCGGCCGGCAUCCGCCACGCCGCGCCGCCCGGUUCGCUGGCGCGCCAGCGCCACCUCGUCAAGGAGGCCGCUGCCUUCCUGCUCACUACACAGAUACCCGCCUUUGUUCGCGAAUGCUUGGAGCAGCAGGCGGCGCCGAUGGACGGCGCGGGGCUGGCGGAGGCGCUGCACGCGCGCGGCAUCAACGUGCGCUACCUGGGCCGCGUGGCCGCCGCGCUCAAGCCCGUCGCCUCGCUGCAGUACCUGCACGCCAUCGCCGUCGGCGAGCUAGUGCUGCGCGCCGCCAAGCAUCUCUACACUGCCUACCUGCAGGGUUGCGAGCCGAUGUGCAUCGGGUCGGGCGUGGCGCACUUCCUGAACUGCCUGGUCGGCGCAUGCGCGGCGCCGUCGGUGUCGGGCGCAGACACGCCGGCGCCGGCGCGGGGGCGCGGGGGCCGCGGCCGCCGCCCGCGCCGCCCCGCGCCCGCCGGCCCGCUGCCCGAGUGGCAGAACCUCACGCCGAAGGCGCUGUUCGCGCAGAUCAAGCAGGAGCUCAAGGCUUAUUGGGGCUAUGAAUUGGCUGCCGAUAACAUGGACAAUGUUAUUGAAAAACACGGCCUACAAAAAAUAUCACUUCUCAGGUCCUUCGCAUUGAAAGUCGGUCUCCAAAUUAUGCUGCGGGAAUAUGACUUUGAAAGCAAGAACAAGGCCACAUUCACCAGCGCGGACAUUAUGAAUAUCUUCCCCGUUGUCAAACAUAUCAAUCCUAGGGCAUCAGACGCCUACAAUUUCUACACGACGGGUCAAAACAAAAUCCAAGCGGGCUCCGUAUCAGAGGGCCACGAAUUAAUCGCGGAAGCUCUCAACCUGCUGAACAACGUGUACGGAGCUAUGCACGGCGAGAUCGCGCAGUGCUUGAGGAUGGUCGCGCGACUGUGCUACGUGACGGGCGAACAUAGGGACGCGAUGGCGUACCAGCAGAAGGCCGUGCUCAUGUCAGAGAGGGUCAACGGCAUCGACCAUCCUUACACUAUUACUGAAUAUUCGCACCUGGCGCUGUACUGCUUCGCCAACGGGCAAGUGAGCACGGCGCUCAAGCUGCUGUACCGCGCGCGCUACCUCGCGCUGCUCGUCUGCGGCGAGAACCACCCCGAGAUGGCGCUGCUCGACAGCAACAUCGCUUUAAUACUGCACGCGGUCGGUGAAUACGAGUUAUCACUGCGCUUCGUGGAGCGCGCACUGAGCGUGACGUGCGCGGUGCACGGCGCGCGCUCGCUGAAGGCGGCCGUGGCGCGCCACCUGCUCGCGCGCACGCUGUCCUGCCUCGGCGACUUCCGCGCCGCGCUCACACACGAGAAGGAGACCUACUCCAUAUACAAGCAGCUGCUGGGCGAGAAGCACGAGAAGACGCGCGAGUCGUCGGAGUGCCUGCGGCACCUGACGACGCAGGCGGUGGUGCUGCAGAAGCGGCUGGCGGAGGCGUACGCGCGUGCGCCGCACCAGCCGCCGCAGCACCCGCCGCUGCACAUCCAGCCGCCCGGCAUGGCCUCCGUCAUCGACAUGCUCAACCUCAUCAACGGCAUACUCUUCGUGCAGAUCAGCCCUCAAGAUAUCGAGCAGUUCAAAGCAGAAAUAGAAAAAAGACAACUAAAAGACUUACCGAUCCCGGGCCUUGCUGAACUGAGCACCGGCAAAGAGAAAGUCGAGAAAACUGAGCUGAACGCGGGCGGAGACGCGUCCGCAGAGAGUUGAAACCGCCGGCCGUAAUCCACUCCCGCUUUACAUCCAGGGCCGGAUUAACCAUAGGCAAUGAAGGCAGGCUUAUUUAGGGGCUGAUCAGGUUCCAUAGAUAACUGAGUUUACUGGAUUGUUACCGUCAAAACUUGAACGGUUUACAAUCUACUCCAUAAAAACGAUAGCGCCGUGAGCGCCAUCUCGUUCGGGUGUCAAAGUAACAUCCAUUGAAAUAUUCUUAGAAUCAAUCCGUGUUUAUUGAUAACUCGUAAUCUGUGGCUCUAUUCAGAGAAUAACAUGAAGUCCCUGACGCUUGCGUAAUCUAGCUCCCUUCGCAGAACAUCGCUUGCGUUGCGUAAGGAUGGUAUUCAACCUAUCCAUAUUCUUGUCCAAUGUGUAUUGCGUCUCACAUUUUGCUUAGUGAGAGAAUGAGACGCAAUGACAUUGGACAGGUGGAAUACCACACUAAGAACUGGUAAUGAAUGCGGUGCCCAACGCAAGCGAUGUACUGCGUACAAAAGCAGGAAACUUGCUACAUACGCAACUGAUGUGGCCUGUGCCCUGUUUAUCAAAAGCUUGUAACUUAUAAUACAAGUAGAAGUCCCUUUCUAAUAAAAGCUGUCAAAAAGGGACUUCCACUUGUAUUACAAGUUACAAGCUUUUGAUAAACAGGGCACUGGUCUGCACUGCAGGCAUGCAAUGCCUGUUUGGCUUAAUCCGGCCCUGUGAACAUUUAUUAUACAUUGUUACUUUAUAAUUAUUGAUUGAUGAUAUUGUUCCUUAUUAUCGAAGAAUGUAUGCCGUAGUAGGUAGCGUGCUAAGGUUUGAUGUAGAUUUUUUUAUUAGUCAAAUUUUGAUGGUAAUUAUUUCGAUCAAAUAAUUAUGCGUUAUUUUAAGUCUCGCAGAGUGCAAUAGGUUUAUUUGCAUGUGCGUACGUUGCGUAUUUCGCUCAAAUCACCUGAACACGAUGAUUUCGUAGGACCUAAAAUCGGCCUUCAGUUUUCUACAUUCUUAUACAAGAAAGUAGUGUAACAUUGGUUGAAUUCCGUACACUAUCCCCCUUAUUCAUAAACGAUUACUAAAGUUGACAAGCCGAUAAUAAUCGUUUGUCCCUUUCCAUCAUACCAAUACAUCGGAAAGGGACAAACGAUUAUUAUCGGUUUGUCAACUUUAGUAAACGUUUAUGAAUAAGGGGGUAUGAAGAUAAAUAAUAUGCCUAAUGACAUUCGUUUCUAGUCCAAAUAAUAUCAGUAAAAAAGCUCAAAAUAAAGGAUCUUCGAGAUUCGAGAGAAAUUGAUUUGGAAUUAUUACACUAAACUGAAAGGUUUCUCUAUCACUAUAAACGUAUGUCCGGAAAUGCGAUGUUUCUUAUGUAAUCCAUAUUUUUUUCGACAAUGUUUUUAUUUAUAUGAAACUAACCUGAUAGUAUGUCUUGUAAAUGAGGAAUCUAUUUAUAUUGUUUAUUUAUGUAUUUAUUUAUACAAAAUACUAUUUAUAUUAAAUAAAGAUAAUAUCCUCGUUUUGGCAGUCGUGUGAACACAGUAAAAUACCUUUUCACCUUUUGUUUUACUAAGCAUAUGUAUGCAUUACUUAUUUUGAAAGUACCGAUACCGAUUUUGAGGUCCUGCAAUCACUGUGUGGAUGUAGGUUUAAUUUUAUGCUUCCGUUUCAAAUUCACAAUUUGAUCGUUAUCCGAUGUAGUGCAAUGGAAAUGUAGUGAUAAUAGCAAUAAGUUUCGGUUGUGAGCCCGGACCGCACUGCGCCCGGUGUCCGGCGUCCGGCGUCUGGUGCUACCGGCGAGUCCGAAUAAACAAAUGAUUUUAUGAAUUGUUAUGUCGAGUAUUAUUUCUUUACUUAAUUAGUACGGGAGUAUAUUGUUGACAUGCCCAUAGUCGUAGAAAUUUUGUUAUAUUGUCAUUGAAAUGUAACAGGAUUUGAACAUUUCUGUAGGUUUUUAAUUACGUAAGAAAUUGGUAUUGAUCAGAUUUUUAGAUUGUAUUUCGUUUUGUAGCUAGUUGCCUGCUUGCGAUGAUCCGUGUCGUUAGGGCGUCCGUAACGUCGCGCGGGUAUAAUUGGAGGUAGGUGAAAUCCGCCGCACGCGCCUGCGUCAGUUAGGGCGGUAUUCCACCUGUCCAAUUUCUUUGUCCAAUUUGUGUUUUGUCUCACAUUUUUCUUAACGUAGAAAGUGAGACGCAAUGACAUUGGACCAAGAUAUUGGACAGAUGGACCUGAGCGGCGCUCAUACAAUUUUUCGUUAACCCGCCCGCCCGCUCCGUGUACACGCGCGACGUUGCGGACGCCGUUAGUCAACCAGUUUCGACCAAAGUAAUGACUAUAACGAGUGACGGAGGAUACGCGACGUGGGAGCCUGGAUUGGAAAGACGUAAAUUAAAUUCCGAAUUAUCUACUGAUAUAAUAUACACUGCCUUUGAUUGUUAGCUUACUUUCAGAUUUUAGUGUGAUUAGUGCCAUAUAAUGUAGUGAGAAUAAAUCUCUUCGUAAUGUUUCUGUUAGUCUGUGAUAUAAAUGAAUUGUUUUAUCAACGAGCCACUUGCCUUGCUGAUGUUUAACAGUACUCAUCUAUCUUUUUUAGGUAUUUCAACUGAUCAAGUUCUUAACUGUUGUAAAUAAUACUUAUUUCCGGUUCUGACAAUAAUCUUCCGAUGCAUGUCCUUUCAUCUUGUGUCUAAUAUUCUAUGCAUAGCUUGAAUCAAAGGGAAUCAAUAUUGUUACUUUUAUUUUUUGUUGCUAUGAAUUUUUUCUAAUUUUUCUCAAAACUCUUUUUGUGUAUGUGUAAACCAAUGAAACUGUCAAUUGAAAAGAUAUAUACAAAUUCGAAUGAGACCACCAUACUGUAUUUUCCUGAUGAUUUUUAUAAAGUUAAUCAAAAUAUACCUACCUAACUACAUAUUUUAAACGGUAUCUCAAUAUUUUAGUGCAUCACAAUUAAUGUAAUAAAUAAACAAGCUUUUGCUUAUCGAGUUUUAAGGGCCGAAAAUAGUUUUAUCAAGAAGUAAGCACCGUUGCAAGUGUAACUUAAUGUCGGCGGUACACACUCGUCGAGAGCCUUCUCGCCGAGUCUCGGCACCGCUCCGAUCCAAUCGGAGAACCGUGAGACGAGACGAGGACGAGCGAUACGAGAAGGGAACAGUAUGUACACACUCGUUCUCGGCCUUUCUCAGUCUCUCGACGAGUGUGUACAUCCGGCAUAACAAUCAUACCAUGUAUCCUAAAUGAUAAGCUCCUCCCAUAACUAACAAUUGAAUGUUACUUAACUUUUAAGGAAGUUGUUAGAUGAAGUAUGUGCCUAAGCAAACAAUAAUAGUUGUUGUUGUUACAUUUCUUUAACAAUAUGACGACCAUGUAAAUACGGCGCUGUUCGUAGUAUACUAAUAAAAAUCGUUUUUAA